Misgurnus anguillicaudatus (oriental weatherfish) is the source of this 2305-nucleotide messenger RNA. Lineage: Eukaryota; Metazoa; Chordata; Actinopteri; Cypriniformes; Cobitidae. The record is from RefSeq and is a predicted model, not a curated record.
AUGCCAGAAGGAGGCACGCCGGGUCGCCUUUGCCGAGAGCAAACGGCAGAAGAUAUUGUCGGAGUUGGCGACACUGAGAGCCACGAACCCGGCGGUGCCGAUGGUGUCUUCCCUCGACCUGCGGAGGAAGACGCGGAGCCGCAGGACUGCGGCUCCGAGGCCUGUGCGCGGGCUCGCGACAGGUUGAGGGCGACCAACGCCGACCUGAACGAUCAGGUCGACGCCCUCACGUCUUCCUUGGCCGAGCUCACGAGGCGAUAUAAAAAACUUCUUCGUCGGCAGACGGCGAGGCCGGCUCAGGAAGUCCGGAGGGUGACGGGCAAGCUCCUCGGCGCUCUGGAGGCUCCGGUGUCUCCGGACCGGGAGGAGGCACCACCGGAGGCCACCGGAGACUCUCCUCCGGAGGUGGAAGCUGGUCCCGUCACGCCACCCCCGCUGCCCGAGGAGGAGGAGGCGGAAGAGUCGAGCGGCCCUCAGUUUCCGGACCACGUGGUCGCCCUUAACGAGCUCCUGGCGGAGUUCAGGAGGCAUCACGAGGGGCCGGAACCCAGCCGGAAGCUGAGGGACAACGUGACAAGCAAAAUCUUCCGCAUCAGGGCCUUCGUGGCCUACAUGGCGGAGGGGAAGAGCAGGCUGGCCACGUUGCGGUUCAUGGACGACCCUGAGAGGAUGAGGACGUGGGUGACAAAUCUCAGGGCGUCCAAAAUGACCGAGACCACCUUGAACCACUACCUGAACAACGUGGCCCAGUUCCUCGAUUACAUCCAUGAGACCCCUCCGCCGACCUCCCGCCUGUCCAAGAAAUCCAUGCUGGGGAUCAGGCGGGAGGUCAGGGCCCUGCUGAAGGGCCUCCGUAGAGGUGUUGUCAUGCACCAAAUUGGGGUGAAGCAGGCCAAAGAGGGCCGCGUCAUCCCCAAGGCGGUGCUCCGUCAAUGCCUCUCGGAGGCCAAGAAACGCAUACCGGAGGUCCUGGACCAGCUCGAGAACGACCUCCAGCAAAAGACUCAGUUCUCGUUCUAUGGCUACUUGACGGCCUACUACGCCUCCAUUUACGGGCACCGGCUGGGGGUUUUCCAGAACCUCACCAUCCGGGAGGUGGAGGGGGCCGUCAAGUCGCCUAGCACGGGGGACUACCUCAUAAACAUCUCUCUACACAAGACGAACCGGGCGUUCGGCCCGGCGCAGCUGUCCCUGACCGCCGAGGAGUACGGAUGGUUUCGGCGGUUCCUGGCGCUGCGCGACCGGCUGGUCGGCGGGCCGGACGCCCGCUUGUUCUUUUACACAUCGACACCCAACCCCUGUAAGAACUUGAAUAACUACUUUCAGGGGGCUUGGGUGUCGAUGGGCCUGCCGGGGAAACCCACGUUCAUGGACGUGAGGACCUCCAGGACUUACCCACGUAAGCGCCGGACACACGCCCGUAACACCCACUCGAAGGCCGACCGGGAGAAAGUGUCGAAGUUCAUGUGCCACGACACCUCCACGGCCGACAGGUUCUAUGCUAUGAACCUGAACGUCAAGCAGGCCGUGGAGCACCGUCGGCUCUUCGAGGGGGCGUUGGUGGGGGAGGAGGUCUCGCCAGCGAAUCCGGCCGCCGAGGCACCUUUGGGUCAGCUUUUCCCUGAGGAAGGUCACGGAGCCUUUCGGCCGUGCCCGUUGUGUGGCCGGUCGGUCAAAUACAUCCGGCCACACUUCGCAAACUCCCACAAGGAUCUGUCGGACAAGGAGCUCAAGAGGACUGUCCGGCAUUUCCAGUGGGAGAUCACUAUGGAGAGGCUCCGUGAGCUUGAGGCCAGCAACCCGGAGGUGCCUCUCGUCACACUUGAUGAACCCUCUGACGAUCCUGACACGCAGAUUGAGGUCUGCCCGCCGGUCUGCCCGCCGGUCUGCCCGCCCGUCAUUCCUGCGAGCAGCGACCCUCACACUGGCUUCUCCUUUGAUGCCUUUCUAAUGACCAUUGGAGAUGGGGUCGAGGCCAGUGUGGGGGUAAAUGAAGUGGAGCCAUUUCAAAUGGACAUAGUGUCCAUGAGUUUCAUGGAGAUGCUUGAGGACAAUUCCAUGGAUCCUCUCCAGUGGGGGGAUACGCUCCUAGGGCCGCAGUACCCCUCACUGGAGGAUAUUUAAAAAGUUUUAAUUGUUUAAAGUGUUUAUUAAUGUAUGUUCAAUAAAGUUUUUAUAUGUGUUUUAAUCAUGUGUUUGGUUGUUCCUUUAUAUUUUUAAUUGCAUGGUAAAUAACAUGCAAUAUCAUUGUCACUGAGAACUGGUACGUUUUUAAUUGCAUGGUAAAUAACAUGCAAUAACACUG